Molecule: messenger RNA, 3908 nt
Organism: Toxorhynchites rutilus septentrionalis
Lineage: Eukaryota; Metazoa; Arthropoda; Insecta; Diptera; Culicidae
Exons: 2
Coding region: 1459-2952 (497 amino acids)
Molecular function (GO): catalytic activity
Source: RefSeq, a predicted model, not a curated record
UUAUGAAUUUGCUUAUGAUUUCCAACAACUUUUCCAAACACAUAAUUGUGGUAAAGAAAUAUGUUUAGGAGUUACGUUGAAGACAUGUGGCUAAAGGGAGUAUUCUAUUCUAGAAAUUUGAGAAAAAUCAAAUGCUUUUUCUUCAUAUUUCUAAAGUUUAGGCGUUCAAGAAUAUGCCCUAGAAAGUACAUUUCGAAAAUCAAAUUGUUUACCGAAUUAUAACGAUUUUAGUGAUGCGGUAUCUAAUCUACUACGGCCAUCAGGGUUACCAUAUCUACAGAAUAAUCUGAUAUUUAUAUCAGUAAACAGCUAGUGCUAUCGGUCUGUCUUUAUUUUGAUCACCUGUAUACCGUGUUGUUUUGUACAAUGAUUGAUAAUGAAAAUCAACGUGUCUGUUUCGUUUGCGAAAAACCCGAGGAUAACCCAUCCAACAUUAUUGAGUGUGUGAAUUGUUGCAGAAGUGUACACUUUCGUUGCAAAAAACUUUUCGGUAAUGCUGUGGCCAAGGUGAAAAAGAAACCGUUUUUUCUGUUCGUUUGAGUGUACCGAGACUUUUUCAAGUUCACACAGCCGUGGAACUGCUCCUAGCAAUGAGGCUAUUAUGAAGGAGCUACAGUUGCUAAAUCGUUCGAUUCAGGAGUCGAUGCAAGUUCGCAACGCAUUUGAAAAAAUUCGUAUGGAUCUCUCGAUGCUGGUUACUACUACCAAGAACAUUGAAGAGUCUCAGGAGUUCCUCGCAAAUCGGUUUGAUGACAUGCAAGCGGACAUGAAAACAUUCAGGGUCGACAUGGAGAAAUUAAAAUCGGGAAAUUCUCGAAUGCAAGAGGAAAUUGACGAAUGGAAGGAGAAACAUCAAGUAAUAACUGAGAAAAUAGAUCGCCUCGAAGUGAAAUUAGACAAGACACAGCGGACAACUUUAUCAAGAAAUGCAGUGGUGUUGGGUUUGCCUAUCGUUAAAAAUGAGAACACAGCACACCUCGUUAACUGGGCCUGAAAGGUACUGGAAAUCAAUAUGCCCCGGUUCUCGUUUCGUUCAGCAAUCAAAGCUGGAAGGAGAGGUUCUUUGACUGCAAACGGUCCCAUGGACCUCUGCCAGUGUCGGCAGUAUUUGAAGGAUUUGCGGAAGGUACGAACACGAUCGUUGUGCGUGUUGAACUUACAACACUUGGACGAACGCUGUUACAGGAGGCUAAGGAGCUGCAAGCUGUUUUCGAUAUAAAGUAUGUCUGGCCAGGCAGGAACGGUAGGAUACUGAUGAGGAAGCACGAUGGGGCAAAAGUGGAAGAAAUCCAAAGUAAGCGCCAACUACACUCGAUGAAGGAAACACUGCGGAGACGCACACGUGUUGGUGCGAGUACAAGUUCUUCUUCGCCAGUUUUAGAGCCAUCGCCGAAAAGAAAGAAUGUUGGCAGAGAAUAAACGUUGAGUUAGCAUUUAUUUCUAUUACUUUUCGCUAUCAUGUAUCCUGAGACUACCAAAAAUAAUAAUUUCUAUUUUGAUACUAUCGAUCAACUCAAUAAAAAUAUUACUAAAAUUGCGACUCGCUUUCCUCUCAAAAUCCUACAAAUCAACAUAAGAGGAAUGAAUAACCCGAACAAAUUUGACAGCAUAAAGGAGUUUUUGAAUAGAUAUGUUGGAGUGAUUGCUGUCUUGGUAGUAGGAGAGACUUGGGUGCAAAGUGAACGUACGAAUCUUUUCAAGAUAAAUGGUUACAAGUCAUUUUUUUCCUGUCGUCCUGAAUGUUCUGGAGGUGGAUUGGCAGUUUACGUUCGGGAAGCUAUCGUGUUUGAUGAGCUGGGAAAUGUACAUGCGAAUGGUUUCCAUCACGUGCACCUGCGGCUAGAUGCAAGUGGAACCCCGUUUCAUAUCCAUGCUAUUUAUAGACCUCCUUCGUUUGAUUCAUCAGUUUUCUUCAGGAAUCUGGAGUCUUUGCUAUCAGCUUCAAAAGCCAAUCAGUUUCAUGUUAUUGUUGGAGAUAUUAACAUCCCGACUAAUCAAAUUGAGAGUUGUAUUACAAGUGAAUAUGUCAACUUGUUGAAAUGCUACAAUUUUUCAGUAACAAACACUUAUCCAACACGACCAGCCAGCAACAAUGUUCUGGAUCAUGUAGUUUGUUCCGAAACAAUGCUGAAUAACAUAGUGAAUGAAACUAUAUUCAACGAUUGUAGUGACCACAACUUUGUUCUAUCCACCUUCAAUGUGCACAAGGAUGUAACAUGUCGGACGCUUAGUAAAACCAUCACCAAUUACCGCAGGUUAAUAGAAGCUUUUAAGGCAGCGACAGUGUGUAUGCCUAAAGGAACCGCUUUUGAACGCUUGGUAUAUGUGUUAGAUUUGUAUAACCGAUUAAAGGAGAAGUUUUCGAGGUCAGUUCAGGUGAGAGCAAGAAUCAAAGGUCACUGUCCCUGGACGUCCUUUGAUCUUUGGAAAUGGUUACGGAUGAAAGAUAAUAUUCUUCAGAGGCAUAAAAAAUUUCCUCAUGACGGUGAUAUAAAAAACCUGUUACAGUACGUCUCCCGGCGAGUACAACAAAUAAAAAAUCAGUUUAAAAGGGACUACUAUGAUAACCUGUUCCGGAACGCCGAUCAGAAAAGUAUAUGGAAUAACUUGAACGAAAUACUCGGACUAAAAGAUCGGGAUUAUUCAGUAAAGAUCGACGUGGAUGGACAGUUAACUUCACAUGGCCCGGCCGUUGCCAAUCGGUUCAAUGAGUUUUUCAGUUCCAUUGGACCCCAGCUUGCCUGUUCAAUUUCUAGUAGUCGGAAUAUCAAUAAAUUUGGAACGCUGAAUCCCUUGCCUAACUCUAUCUAUUUGGCGCCAACUACAGAUCAAGAGGUUAUUUUGAGAAUAAGAUAUCUUAAUUCCAGCAAAAUGUUUUCUAAACUAUUACGGGACGUUUUCAAUGAAAGCAUUUCGACUGGUAUCUACCCCGAUUGUCUAAAGAUGGCUUGAGUAAUUCCCGUGCAUAAGUCUGGGAGCAAAACGGAUAUCAACAAUUACAGACCAACAUCAAUUUUAUCCGUUCUAAGUAAAAUACUAGAGCAACUUCUGGUAUCAAGAUUUACCAGCUUUUUCAACCAGAAUAAUGUUUUGUAUAGCCAUCAGUAUGGAUUUCGAGCCGGAUCCAGUACUCUAACUGCUUUGUGUGAACUGACUGAUGACAUCUACAAGGCAAUGGAUUCACGUAAAAUUAUGGGAGUUUUGUUUUUGGAUCUUAAAAAAGCCUUCGACACUUCACCUUUUAUCUUUCUGUUUGAACAUACAAAACAAAGCUCUUUACUUCUAAACAGUGCCGCAAUACAUGGAGUUUUCCAUUAAUCCUUUUCCCGAGCACGGAUGACAAGACAUAAACAUUCGUUUAGAAAAAGUGUGAACUGCUACAUUGUUGCAUAAAUUAUAAUAUUAGUAUACUUCUUUACUGUGGUGGCUGAGAGCAGACAAAUGACCGCAAAGAGUUAAUACAGAUUUUCUGAGAAAAAACACAGAUAAAAAGAUUUUUUGAGACCAGAAACACAGAUUUUAUUAUGGCAAACCUGACGGCAAUAACAAAUAACUUCAAACGCGUUUUCUUCGAACUAGUUUUUUCAAACUGGCGUACACGAUAUGGAUACAAUCUGUAUACAUUUUUCUAUCGCAUGAAUUAAAGAAAAUUAGAAAACUUCAAUUCCACUAUUUUAAAAAAAUCGGAAAACGCAAAAGAAACAGCCCUUUUUUUCAAAUGGCCGCCAUUUUGUCAAAAAGAAUGUUUUUGACUUUUCCGAGAUACAUGCGAUAGAUACUGAUUCAGAAUCUGUUCGAUUUUGUUGUUUCAGAUAACCGGAAUCGUGUACGUCAUGGCACAACUUUUUUUGACCCUCUCACUUCAUCAGCUCUCAACUAUUCUAGUUUUUUUUCCGUUCAAUUUUUGU